Chondrus crispus (carragheen) is the source of this 775-nucleotide messenger RNA. RefSeq lists its product as hypothetical. The transcript is spliced from 4 exons. The coding region runs from base 162 to 413 and encodes 83 amino acids. The record is from RefSeq and is a predicted model, not a curated record. NCBI's taxonomy places the organism in Eukaryota, Rhodophyta, Florideophyceae, Gigartinales, Gigartinaceae.
UCUCAUAUGCCAAACGCUAUAAAGACAUCAAGCCCCGCGUUCGGCAGGCAAGGGGCUAGUCCUCCUCCAGAAGUACUUGCUACUUUCACAACUCGCCUUCUUCUUCUUCCUCUCGCCUCCUCAACCCUUUUCCCCUUAACACACAGCCUUCUGCACGCAACAUGGGCGCCUUCUGCCGCAUGCUUCAGAAAAGUCGCGAUUGCUCCGCCAACUUCAUAACCAAACUGGAAAUCAAUAUGCGCAUUCACAAGGCCCGGUUCCUCCCCUCACUUCCCAGCUCGACAACCUUGUCUGAGGAAUCGCAGGACUUAAGGCCCAUUGCUUUGGAUAUGCAACCAAAGUUUCCAGAUAGACCAGUUGACACCAUCGGCUCAACGCCCCAUCAAGGCGCUGCGUACCAGUACGUAGCUUAAUGGCCACCGCACCAACCCCUUUCUGCAUCUCGAUACUGAGUCAAAGGAUCUACCCUCAUCUCAUCGACCCCGGCAUACGUUUUCAACUCGUGUAUACUAUCAAGCGGACCGGAAAGCCAUCAUACCUUACAAGCUAGCGAGCUCUCCCUCCUCUUUUGGGCAUAAUGUCAUUGUGAUAUGGUCCUCCAUCUGGGGAAUAGAUAGCAACUAUGUCAGUCAUCACGUAGGAUGCCACACAAUAACUUAAUGAGCUGGAAUGCAUGCCAUGGGCACCUACCCACGACACCCCUGUGAUGCAUCGAUGCUGACCAACCUUCAACUGAACAACCCAUGUAAAAACAUGACCAUAUCCAUCCGGCGAA